AAAAACUUAUAGAAAAUAAUAUCUGACAUGGGAGAAUCUACUAAAUCGCCAUCAUCUGCCUCGAAAUAUUAUGGAAUUUUAGAAAUUCCAAAAUCAGCAUCCCUCAAAGAUAUUUGCAAAGCGUACAAACAUCUUGUUAAGAAAUGGCAUCCUGAUAGAAAUAAAUCCAAUCAAGCUGAAGCUGUAGACAAGUUUCGAUCCAUCAAUGAAGCUUAUAGGGUUCUUAGCAAGAAAAAGAGAGAGGAAGCAGACUUAUUUAAAAGUGAUGCAGCAAAAACACCUAAAAAAAACUCAAGAGAUGAGGAGGAGGAUGAGUUACAAAUUUCAAGUCCCACACUCCUUUCAAGAACAACGAGUCGAAUCAGCCCAACAGUAGAUUUUUACACGUCCAUGCCAGCAUGUUUUACGAUGAGUGGAACCAACACUCCCACAACCCCUGGCACCCCUGUAUCAGAUCAACCUCCAAAUUACCUUUCCAAAGUUGCGAGCAAGCCCAUCAUUUUUUCUCAGUCUACUUCUCGGAGAAAGCCUCAACCAAUUGAGAAGAAAUUGGAAUGUACACUUGAGGAAUUGUGCAAUGGAUGCGUCAAGAAGGUCAUAAUAACAAGAGAUGUCGUUGCAACAACAGGGCUAAUUGUUAAAGAGGAAGAAGUCGUAACGAUAAUGGUGAAGCCAGGAUGGAAGAGAGGAACAAAAAUUACUUUUGAAGGUAAAGGGGAUGAGAGAGCAGGAGAUAUAAUAUUCUCAAUUGAUGAGAAAACACAUCCACUAUACAAAAGAGAAGGAGAUGACUUACUUCUUGGAGUUGAAGUCCCUCUAGUACAAGCUCUCACAGGGUGUACAAUCACUGUACCUCUUUUGGCCGGAGACGAAGUAAUGACUAUGUCAUUUGAUGAUGAAAUCAUUCAUCCAGGAUUUGAGAAAAUCAUACCAGGCCAAGGCAUGCCUAAACCUAAACAGGAAAGUACAAAUAGAGGAGACCUUGUACUUCAGUUUCUUAUCCAAUUUCCUUUAGAAUUGAGUGAGGAACAAAAGUCUGAGGCUGUUAGUAUACUUGAGAAUCAUUCAUAGUUUUCGGGUUCUUCUUUAUAAUUAUGUA
Molecule: messenger RNA, 1099 nt
Organism: Solanum tuberosum (potato)
Lineage: Eukaryota; Viridiplantae; Streptophyta; Magnoliopsida; Solanales; Solanaceae
Product: dnaJ protein homolog 1-like
Exons: 3
Coding region: 28-1071 (347 amino acids)
Cellular component (GO): cytosol
Molecular function (GO): protein-folding chaperone binding
Source: RefSeq, a predicted model, not a curated record